Molecule: messenger RNA, 2359 nt
Organism: Megalobrama amblycephala (Wuchang bream)
Lineage: Eukaryota; Metazoa; Chordata; Actinopteri; Cypriniformes; Xenocyprididae
Product: mucin-2-like
Exons: 6
Coding region: 326-2359 (677 amino acids)
Source: RefSeq, a predicted model, not a curated record
AUAAAAACCUGUUCUCAGAUGGUGAGAGCUCAGAUCUGAUCAGCAUGUCUUUCACCGCUCUGCUCUUGAUCGAGCUUCUGCUGGUCACCAUAGUAACAGCCUCACACUUCUAUGGGGGCUCAAUGACUUUCAACUCAAGAAGGAACUCUGAUGGAUCGUACAAGGUGGAACUUCGCUCAAGACGACCUACCAUUCAUGUAGCGCAUAUGAUUACUGGCCAUGCAAUUCUGGAGAUUGUGGAAAUGAUGUGAGUACUGUGAUUGGUCAAGUAGAUUCAAGUCCUAAUGGCAAUAACUGGUGUCAGUCUGAAGGUGUCAUAACAAAGAUGGUUUCCACAAACAGCCCUUUCGAGCUUCUCAAAAGUAGUUGCUGCUGGAUCUACAACACAGUCACAAAUUCUGGAAACUGGAAUCUUCUCACUUACAUUGACCUCGGAGUGAGAUCGGACACCUCAGAGCCCAACAGAUCUCCAAUCACCACCACACUACCCUUUGUUAGAGUUCCUCAGAACUGUCCCAGGAGGUACAAUCUCUUAGCAUUUGAUCCUGAUGGUGACCAGGUCAGAUGCAGAUUUGGACUUGGACAAAACAAUGAGUGUGGAAUCUGCAACCAACCUGAUGGUUUUACAUUGGAUCAGCAUAACUGCUCUCUGUCAUAUAUGCACACAUCAAUCCUUGGGGUUUAUUCAUUUGAGCUGGUGCUGGAGGAUUUCCCUAUUCACAAGAUUACUCUGUCCUACACCAACCAGCCUUCAGAGGAAAGAUCUCCAAUCAGAUUAAUCAGAAACCGACGUGCUGGUAAGGGUCAAGGAACUGGAGCUUUUCCACCAGGUUUACUUACAACAAAAACAACACCUAGUACAACCAUAACAACUACAACUACUACAACAACACGUAUGACAACCACGACAACACCGACAACUACCACGAUGACACCGACAACAACCACGACGACACCGACAACAACCACGACAACUACCACGACGACACCGACAACUACCACAACAACACCGACAACUACCACAACAACACCGACAACUACCACAACAACACCGACAACUACCACGACGACACCGACAACUACCACAACAACACCGACAACUACCACAACAACACCGACAACUACCACGACGACACCGACAACAACCACGACGACACCGACAACAACCACGACAACUACCACGACAACACCGACAACAACCACGACAACACCGACAACAACCACGACAACUACCACGACGACACCGACAACUACCACAACAACACCGACAACUACCACAACAACACCGACAACUACCACAACAACACCGACAACUACCACGACGACACCGACAACAACCACGACGACACCGACAACAACCACGACAACUACCACGACAACACCGACAACAACCACGACAACACCGACAACAACCACGACAACUACCACGACGACACCGACAACUACCACAACAACACCGACAACUACCACAACAACACCGACAACUACCACAACAACUACCACCACAUCACCUACAACGGCACCAACAACCACAAUGACAUCCCCAACAACCACUAUUUCACCAACAACAACGACAACACCAGAAACAACCACAAUGACAAUGGAAACAACCACAACAACACUGGAAACAUCCACAAUGACACCAAAAACAACAACAACGACACCGGAAACAACCACAACAACACUGGAAACAACCACAAUGACACCAACAACAACCACAACGACACCGGAAACAACCACAACAACACUGGAAACAACCACAAUAACACCAACAACAACACCAGAAACAAUCACAACGACACUGGAAACAACCACAAUGACACCACCAACAACACCAGAAACAACCACAAUGACACUGGAAACAACCACAACAACACUGGAAACAACCACAAUGACACCAACACCACCAGAAACAACCACAACAACACCAGAAACAACCACAACGACACUGGAAACAACCACAAUGACACCACCAACAACACCAGAAACAACCACAACGACACUGGAAACAACCACAACAACACCAGAAACAACCACAACAACACUGGAAACAACCACAAUGACACCACCAACAACACUGGAAACAACCACAAUGACACCACCAACAACACCAGAAACAACCACAACGACACUGGAAACAACCACAACACCAGAAACAACCACAACGACACUGGAAACAACCACAAUGACACCACCAACAACCAUAACAACACCAGAAACAACCACAACAACACCAGAAACAACCACAACGACACUGGAAACAACCACAAUGACACCACCAACAACCACAACAACACCAGAAAAACAACCACAACAACACCAGAAACAACCACAACAACACUGGAAACAACCACAAUGA